Molecule: messenger RNA, 1789 nt
Organism: Bradysia coprophila
Lineage: Eukaryota; Metazoa; Arthropoda; Insecta; Diptera; Sciaridae
Product: mitochondrial glutamate carrier 1-like
Biological process (GO): aspartate transmembrane transport; L-glutamate transmembrane transport; malate-aspartate shuttle
Molecular function (GO): L-glutamate transmembrane transporter activity; L-aspartate transmembrane transporter activity
Source: RefSeq, a predicted model, not a curated record
CUUUAGCUUUUUUAACAGGUCCGCGACUGUUGUAGUGCAUUUUCAUACACACGAUAUUAGUGGUCCACAGUGUUGUUCAUUGAAUCAAAAUUUAUUGUCAAAAAUACAAAGUUUAUUAAACAAAUUUAGUUAAUUAAUUGAUUCGCAAACCAUUCCACAGCAACCACAAAACAAUGACUACCACAGCACCACCAAAGACAAAAGAGUUUGCACUAUUACCGAAAAUUAUAAAUGGAGGCAUUGCCGGAAUUAUUGGUGUGUCGUGCGUGUUUCCAUUGGAUUUGGUGAAAACACGUCUCCAAAAUCAACAAGUUGGUCCCAAUGGAGAAAAGAUGUACAAGUCAAUGUUCGACUGUUUCAAAAAGACCUAUCGAGCUGAAGGCUAUUUUGGCAUGUACCGCGGCUCUGCAGUCAACAUUCUCUUGAUAACACCGGAAAAAGCGAUCAAAUUGGCCGCUAACGAUUUCUUCCGACACCAUUUGACCACAAAAGAGGGACAGUUGCCGGUGACUCGCCAAAUGGCCGCUGGUGGUCUGGCUGGCUUAUGCCAGAUCGUUAUAACAACGCCGAUGGAAUUGCUGAAAAUUCAAAUGCAAGAUGCUGGUCGUGUCGCCGCACAAGCAAAACUAGCUGGAAAAACCGUUCCGAAGACGUCAGCCACCCAACUAGCUCUUACUCUCUUCCGUGAGAAAGGUAUUUUGGGUCUCUACAAAGGCAUCGGUGCCACUAUGUGCCGUGAUGUAUCAUUCUCAAUCGUGUACUUCCCAUUGUUUGCCACACUCAAUCAAUUCGGCCCGCGUAAAAACGAUGGAUCUGGUGAGGCCGCAUUUUUCGUUUCGUUUGCGUCCGGCUGUGCUGCUGGUUCAUUUGCAGCGCUGGCAGUCAAUCCAAUGGAUGUGGUGAAGACGAGAUUACAGGCCAUUACUGCGGUAGAAGGUCAACCCACCUACAGUGGCAUUUGGGACUGUGUUUAUAAAACUUUGAGACACGAAGGACCGACGGCAUUCUUUAAGGGUGGCCUGUGUCGUAUGAUCGUUAUAGCACCGUUGUUCGGUAUCGCGCAGAUGGUCUACUUCCUUGGUGUGGCCGAAACUCUGUUGGGCCAGAAAGGAGAUAAGAAAUAGAAGAAAUGUUUGUGAUAGCUGAAUAUGCGGACUGGAUGUUGUGGAAAUUAGACUCCAAUUGGAUGAAAUGACAAUAAAAUUUACAAAAUUUUUCGUGUUGAUUGGGAAAAGUGUGUAAAAAUCUACUAUAUACGACGUUGCGGUACUAAAGAAAAGUUUUAUUUUGUUAAUGAGCAGUUCCAUUGCUUUGCUUACGUAAAUAUUUUUGCCAAUUCAAAUCGCCAUAGAUUGCAUGUGGUCAGGAUCUAAUAUUACAGAAUUGAAAUUCAUCAAAAUUCUCAUGAAAUUGUUGACAAAUUCUGUGGAUAUUGCCCGGGAAUUAAUUCUUAAAUAUUUGUCCCUGUCACUAAUGAAUGGAUGAUUUGAUAAACUCUAAUGAAAUAGUCAAUUAGAAAAGUUCAAUUAAGAAAAUUUAUUUCAUAAAAUGAAAGUGUGCGUACGUUCGCCCCGAACGCAAAACUUGGAUAUAUUACGUUGAAUGGCGACUCUAUAUUUUUUUAUUGUUUUAUUUCUGUAAACACACACAAUACAAUACUCUCUCUGUUGUUAUUUAAUUUUAAUCGAAAUAUUUUAAACGAAAAAAAAGAAGAAAAUUGUUAAUUUACACAAAUAAAUGUCUAAUGUAAAGCAGAAUGGUGAACAAAAUAAAAAGUUGCAACAGUUAA